CACCAAACAAUACAAAGCAUCCAUCCACUGCAAAAGCAUGCUAAAACCCACACCCCAGACAACACCAACCUGAUCAUCGUCGUCAAUCACCAAUGGCGAAAUCGCUCUCUCUAAUCCGCUCCAGACUCAUGGCCUCCUCCUUAACGCGAAUACUCUCUCUGUCACUACCCAAACCUCGCAACAAACCCUUCUUUUCACUAUCUCCCUCUUCGCUCUCUUUCUCCACCACAUCCACCCCAUACCCUCUUCAGUACGAUAUGAUCGUCAACCGCCCAGCAACUCAGUCCCAACCUCGCCGCCGACCAGCCCGAGUCGGAAAAUCUGACUCACCCAACUCGGACUCACCCGAAAAACCCGUUUCGGAAUUGGGUUUUGAGGACUGGGUGGAUAGAAAGCUGAUAUCAGAGAGUGAAACAAACCGACCCAGUUCGGAUAACUUGGAAAUGAACAAGUCUAUGAGGAAGUAUUACAAUAAGAGGAGGAAGAGAAUGUAUGGGUCGGAUUCGGAUGAGGACGAUAAGCGAAACGAGGAGGGCUUUGUGGAGCUGAAGCCUGAGGUGGUGGAGCUCAACACGUUGCACAAGAGAGAGGAGGAAUUGUAUUUCUACGAUACGUUUGCCUACCCGUGGGAGAAGGAGAAGCAUUACAAGAUGGUGUACCAAUUGGAGAAGAAGUACUUUCCUGAGCAGUGCCUUGACAAGGCAUUUCUUGAACCCGGCGAAGAGAAUGCGAGUAGUGUGAAGGGGAAGGUCAAGGUCAAGGUGAAGAAGAAAGAUGGGGAUUGCGAUGAGGGAGCGGAUGGUAAGAAGUUGGUGUUUUUUGAAGAGGGUAGAGAGGAAUUGGCGAAGAAGGAUGCGAGUAAGGAUGUUACGGAGAAGAAAGUGGAGGAGUUCUUUAAGUGUUUGAAGAAAGUUCCCAAUAAGGAUGGUGAAGUUGGGAAUGGGGAGCCGUACCUCGUGACAAGGAGUGCUGGGCUUCCGUCGGGAUGGGAUGGUCCGUGUGGGACGGUGGUGUUGGUGAACAAACCCAAAGGAUGGACUUCAUUUACAGUUUGUGGAAAGCUGCGUCGCCUAGUCAAAGUGAAAAAGGUAGGGCAUGCUGGAACCCUUGAUCCAAUGGCAACUGGUUUGUUAAUUGUAUGUGUUGGUAAAGCCACUAAGUUGGUAGAAAGAUAUCAAGGUAUGUUUAAGGGUUAUAGUGGAGUAUUCCGCUUAGGGGAGGCCACUUCAACCUGGGAUGCUGAUUCACCGGUCAUUCAGCGGGAACCUUGGGAGCACGUCAAAGAUGAGGACAUAAAAAAAACUGCUGCAUCCUUUUGUGGAGAAAUUUGGCAAGUUCCCCCAAUGUUCUCUGCCAUCAAAGUUGGGGGAGAAAGGAUGUAUGAAAAAGCGAGAAGAGGAGAAAGCAUGGAGCUUUCACCUAGAAGGAUUUCAAUCUUCCAGUUUGAUAUUGAGCGCAGCUUAGAUGACAGACAAAAUCUGAUUUUCCGCGUGACAUGCUCAAAAGGUACAUACAUACGCUCACUCUGUGCAGAUUUUGGGAAGGCUCUUGGCAGUUGUGCUCAUUUAACUGCUCUUCGGAGGGAUUCAAUUGGGGAAUAUUCAGCAGAUGAUGCAUGGGACUUCAAAGAGCUGGAAGAGGCAAUUACGAAAAGUUAUUUCUAAUUGAUUGCCAAUCUAACCUGUUGCUUCCUCACAAGAAGUUUUGGAGCGACAAUGGUGAACAGGUCACAGCAUAGGAUAGAACAUUUUUUCGGCACUUAAGAGAUUUUCUUUGUUUUCUCAUUUUGCUUCUUUGAAAAUGUGAUGCUAAGCGAAAUCUGUUGCAACAUUUACAAGAUAUUUAUAAUAUUCAUUGUUUGCCCAAUUUAUCGA
Molecule: messenger RNA, 1874 nt
Organism: Corylus avellana
Lineage: Eukaryota; Viridiplantae; Streptophyta; Magnoliopsida; Fagales; Betulaceae
Product: Pseudouridine synthase family protein
Biological process (GO): tRNA modification; mRNA pseudouridine synthesis
Cellular component (GO): nucleus
Molecular function (GO): RNA binding; pseudouridine synthase activity
Source: RefSeq, a predicted model, not a curated record